Molecule: messenger RNA, 6456 nt
Organism: Labrus mixtus (cuckoo wrasse)
Lineage: Eukaryota; Metazoa; Chordata; Actinopteri; Labriformes; Labridae
Product: synaptopodin 2-like protein
Exons: 4
Coding region: 1177-4605 (1142 amino acids)
Biological process (GO): positive regulation of actin filament bundle assembly
Cellular component (GO): Z disc; actin cytoskeleton; nucleus
Molecular function (GO): actin binding
Source: RefSeq, a predicted model, not a curated record
AGAGGUAAAAGGGGGAGGUGAGUAAAACUGAAAAGGGGCAGAACACACAUUCACCGUCUCACACAGACAGACCCACCGGAGCACAGGUGGUUCUGCGUUGAAAUGGGCGUGACGAUUGCAUAACUUAAGCCCUGUGAUCUGAAGUUCACGGACAUCAACAUUUCUAAAACAUGAACAUCUGAAAGGUGGAACUGUUGACCACAGAUUUCAAGUAUUCUUGGUUUGAGUAGUUCCAUAUACUUCAGUAUUAAUCAGAACUACUUUCCCUCUAAAUUGUGGUUCUGUGAAUAAACAAAGAAAGAAAUUGAUUAUCCUGCCUACAGACACUGUAUCUGGCUUUAAUGUAUACGAAAUAAACCAGGAAACCAGAAUAAAGAGACUUUAAUUGAAUACAUCAGAGCUCUGAAUACAAAACAGCCUGUGGAAUGACCUUUGCAAACUGAAAUGUUAUUCUUCGCAUGCACCUAACAGCAGGAAGCUAUAUAUAUACACAGUUCCCUUUCACGUCACUGCAGAGUUAUGACCUCCAAGAUAAAGGGCAGAUCCCUUUCUCCGAAAGAAAAAUAAUCUGCAGGCUGGAGAUUGGGAUGCAGACGAAAAGCAUGUUUUUGUGACAAGAAAUAGCAGAGGUGGAAGAGCAACAUCUGGGGAAAAAAAAAAAGAGAAAUUAGAGCGAUGCAAAAAGAAAAGACUUGAGUGUUUCUCAGCUCACUUUGCCAGAUUUUUAACAGAGCACAACAAACUUAUGAAAUUUUUGUGGAAGUUGUCCAUGGGAACUCGUCCAAGGCACAUCAGAGUUGACCCUCCUGGGAGGUCCUAUUAGACCGAGAAUAAUACUUCAUGAAGACUAAAGUUAGAGCGCACUUCUUCCUCUUCUUCUGACGACAGGACAACAUUUGGAAGGAUUAUUGUCGAAAUGGGAUCCACAGCCGGAAGCAGAAGCCUGGAAAGCUGAACAACUCCUUUUCUUGUCCCCUUUUGUGUGCUUUCUUGUAUAUCUGAACUAAUUCACUGCCUGCCAAUAAGGACGGAAACUUCCAUUUUCCUUCUGGACCACAAUUUCAUCUUAUCGAGUGAGGAGAUUGAGCCGACUGGAACUAAACCCUCACACAUCCCCCUGCUGAGGGCUUUUGUUUCUGCUGCAGCUGAGGCAUUUAACCGGGAGUAGUGGUGGAGAUGGAGAAGGGACAUGUGCCAGUUAGGAGAGGGGUAAGCUGGAGUCCAGGAGGAUUGAGAAAACCUCUCCAGGCAGCACAAAACAUGCACGUCCCUGGGACCGAAUUCAAUGCAUCAUGGGAGAAGACAGGAUUCAACUCAGAACAGAUGAGCCGCAAAACAAAUCUGACCCGUAGCGCCAGUUUAUCAGAGAAGGAGCUUAAGGAGGCCCGUGUGAGGAGUCAUAUUAUUGCUGCUCAGCUCACAAUCCCUUCAAACUCCAGCUCCAGAGGCGUGCAGCUCUUCAACCGACGCAAGCAUAGGGUGAAUGCCUUCACGCUGGAAAGCUGCGGCGGGGGUUCAGAGGAGGACAGAGCUGAGAAUGUGAAAACUGACUCCUCAACUAACCAUCUAACAUGGGCAGAAAGGAGUAGUGAGGAGAAGGAUAGAGACCUAAACUUUAAAAAUAGCGCUACCAAUUUGGCACCACCUGGGACGGUACAUUCAGUAAGUGAUCUGAUGGAGGACCCAGGUAAAGAUUUCCUCAAAGAAGAGGACAUGGAGGAGCGUCUUAUCCAGGAAAGACAUUUCCUCCCUGUCAAGGAAGAGCAAGAGGAAGAGGAUGAGGCGAGAGAUAAAAUCAAUGAGCCUGUGGACAAAGUCAAGGAAGAGAUUCCCCAUGGAGGUAAUAAUACCCAUCCAGUUCUGAUGAAACCAGUAGAGAUAAAUUGGGGCCAAUCAGGGCCAGUUCCUCCUGGAAAGCUUCCUAAUGGUUGCCACAGUAAUUCUGGACCUGACAGGGCGUCUGUGCCCACAUCCAAGCAGACAAGCACCAUCAUCAAUCGUACUGCCAGGCCCUUUUUCUCGCCGCCGACAGUGCAGUCUCCAGGGACAGUCAACCCCAUCGUGGACAUUCCCCCUCCUCCUUCAUAUGCCACUCCUCCUCUCCCCUCCCAACCUGUUGCUUUCUCCCCACUUCCUCCACCUCCAUCAUAUCCCACACCUCCUCUACCCAGCUUUACAAACCAACCGAUGUCGCCUGUCAUGUCCCCUUCAUCUCCUCCACCAGCCCAGUUCUCUUCUGUAUCCCAUUAUCCGCCCAUGCCCCAUUACGGCCCUCCAACAGCCCCAAAGCCCUCCACCUUUGUUCCUCAGCCUGCCGGAGAAAGAAAGCAGAUGAUUCAGAUCAAAACAGGAAUACUCGAGGAGGGAGCUUCUAGAAGGGCAAAUAGGAAGUCAAUGUUCACAUUCAAAGAGAAGCCAGUCGUGGCUCCGAACCCUGAGCUGCUCUCAUUGGUGCAGGGGACAGAUGAAAGGAAGAAACAUGGACUCAGAUCUGUGCCCGAGCCAGCGUCCGAGGAAGAGUUGUUGGCGCUCGGUGCAGAGGCCUCCAACUUUCUUGCAAAAGAGGAGGACAGGGCUGAGGAGACCAGAGCUCCGGAGUGGGCUUCGUGUCUCAAGAGUUCCAGAACCAGGCCGAGGUUGGAGCACAGGCCAGAGCACACCCUCACUAAUGUUUCAGGGAAGGGGGCGGAGCUGUUUGCCAAGCGACAGUCAAGGAUGGAGAAAUAUGUCGUUGAAAACCAAAUUUCCGGACAAAUUAGGUCUCCCUCUCCCACUAUGUCUCUGCCACCAUCUUGGGUGUACCAAUCAAACAUGCCUGGCAGAGUAAAGGCCAUUGCCAAAAAUUCUGACAUGAGUGCUCAGCUUUCACAAAAUCUGAAGGCCCAACAGGCAGUCAAGCAGAAACCAAGACAGAAAGCCCCUGCACCGGAGCCUGUUCCUGAGCCACCUCCUUUAGAAAACGGCUGCUCCAAGAUAGAGAUGGACCUGUCAAGGCACCGGCCAUACCAGCUGAACUCUUCCCUCUUCAUCUUUAACCCAACUAAAGACCCUCUUAGCACCCUGCCCAGAGGAGCACCACAGUCCAAGAACCUGACGUCCACCCAGUCGUUCUCCAGACAGACUUCCCUCCCUCAUAACCCUCCUUCUCAUUUCAGAACCCAGUGUUUGUCUCCACAGCUGCCUCUCAGCCCCGCAGGAGGAUUAGAGUACCCUUCAAAAACAGCAUCUGGGCAGCCGAGGAUCAGUUCUCCAAUGUCUGCCUUCUCUCCAGAGCGGAUGUCAUCUCCACGGUCGGGGGUCCAGGCACCCAGGCCAACAUUUUCUGCCAAGAAGGCAGGGAUCGCAGCCCAGACGCCACAUGACUCCCCAGCUAAAACUCCAGCUCAGACUCCAACGCCAACCUGCACGCCAAGCCUUACCAGACGGUUCAGCAGCCAUGAAGGCCCUGCCCCUACAACCUGUCCUGCUAGCCUCCAAACCAGUCAACCAUCCACCACCAUCUCCAGUCGCUCAGUUACUUCCCCUUUUUUUUCUCCCAGGGGUUCAAGAUGCCAAUCUCCUAUAGCCAGUCAGAAUACCCAACUUUCAGCUGUUAACUCCCCCCAAACAUCUACAGUCACCUCUCCACGCUCUCCUCCUUGGGGCUCAGGAUGUCAGUCCCCAAUGCUGAGCCAGAACAACCAGUCCUCCCACAACUCAACCAAUCCUGGUUUCAGACCAACCCAAACUUCUAAAACUACUUCUCCUGUUUCCCCCCCCUGGGGUUCAAGAUGUCAGUCCCCAAUGGUUAACCAGUAUGCCCAGUCUUCCACUGUUACCUCAAUUCCCACAUCCAGACCCUCACAAUUCUCCACAGCCACAUCCCCACGCUCUCCUCCUUGGGGAUCAAGAUGUCAGUCCCCUAUGGUGAACCAAAAUACCCAGUCUGCUACCACUGGUAACAGACCUUCCCAAACUAGUACCACAAGUUCUCCUUGGGGAUCCAGAUGCCAGUCCCCAAUGGUAGGCAAUACUACCACAUCCAGACCUCCCCAAACAUCUUUUGCCACAUCGCCUGUCUCUCCUCCUUGGGGCUCUCGUUCCCAGUCUCCUGCACUCUCGCAAACAAGUUUAUCCUUCUCUGCCACUAAGCCUCAGUACACAUCCUCUGUUUCUACAUCCAAAGACAGUCGCUGCAUGUCCCCAAUCGUCAAUAACCUAGACUCUAAAGCCAAUCAUCGUCUCCUGGCAAAGAACAUCAUUAAUGCAGCCAAACGUAAAAACAGUCCUUCCCCUGGAGCACUGAGCGGUCAAAGCCUUCCAAUCUCACCUUUGGGAAAUUCCCACCAUGGCUACGACUGUCACAAACCGCCCAUCAGCCCCUUCCAGUCACGAUCAUUGGGGGCCCAGUCCCCGGCCUUCACCAGCCCUCCUGCCACCCCAACGCAGAGGAUCUGCUCUCCGGUGAGGCUGUACAACACUCGCUCUCUCACUGACUCUGAUGCCUCUGUUGAGUCUGAAGACUCGGGCCUCCGAUCACCCGGCUUCCACUCGUACAACACCUGUCCCAGAGGCUGGGGCGGGAGCCUGAGGAUGAAGAGAAACACUGUCUCCACUGACCUGUGAGGAUGCUACAGGCUGAUUGUUAAAUCAUUAUUUCAGCCUUAUAGACUUUUGUGGCAUUGGAUCAACCAGUGAAAGCAUUUCUGGUGGCAUUUUACAAGCCUAAUAUUAGACAAGUUACCUUUCUGUAACUUUCGAUACCAACCAUGGACAAUGGCAUAUGUUUUAAUGAGGUAGUAUUAGUAUAUUAUAUAUCACUUACAUUUAUAAUAGAGACUGACAAGAACAAGCUUUUUACAAGACGCAGUUACCAAGGCUUGUCUGCUUGAUUACCAAAAAGUGCAAAGACUCAAAAUAACCAAAGAUAUUUUAAUUUUAGUUCAAUGAAUGUUAAACUUUCCUCACUUUCAGAGUAAAUUAAUUUUCCUUUUAUUUGGUGUUUCUAUGCUUGUCAGUAGGAGGAUACUUAAAAUGUUAAGGCAUAGAAAGGACAUGAAAUGUAGGACAUACGAUUUGUAUAUACUUAGCUCAUGAACACAUUGAACACAUUCUUAUUCAUUAUUACAGUAAAGGAUCAACUAUUGCUAUAUAGUUAACAAUUAUUUAGAUCACACUGCAAAAUAACAGUUGGAUACAUGCUAUUAUUAAUAUCAUACACUGUCCACUGUCACCACACUUUUUCUAUUUCAAUCAAUGCCAAAAGACACAUAAUAAUUGCACUGCAAUAAUCCAAUUUAACACAGUGUAAAUAUGUCGCUUUAUUUACUGCAUUUGCUCAAAUGAAUGUGAGCUUUACAGACAGAUUGACAGAGCAUGAGCGGAAAGGAGAGCCUGUGUCUGAAGAGAUAAUAAGUGGUUCGAUGGGGCAUUAAUGUUCAAUCAAACACUGUUUCAGUAGAAAAAGAUUAAAACGUUUUUACUAGCAUUUCAAAAUUGAUGACACGCAGUUUGGUUAACAAAUGUGAGAGGUUUAUAUGCAAAUGAAAUGGCCUAUUGAUUGUAAUAUUCAUAUUGGAGGUUUGGGUUUGUAUGCCUAAGUUGUGUUUGCUUUAUUUGGACCACACAUGGUUGUUCUUUUUUAUAUUGGUAAUAUGAGGAACAAGUAAAGAUAUUUUGUGCCUGUACUUAUUGUACAAAGUGCCUGUUUGGAUGAGGUUUAAAAGCAAAUGUGUGUCAUGUCAAAACAAGGGGAGAGGGUUACGGUUGGGAUGAGGUUGAAAGAGGUUUAAAGAAUGUUGAAUGUUGGGAAAUAUGAAUCUUACUGUUUGUGAGAAAAAGAGCAGAGGAAUUGAUUGUAUUUUAAAUACAUGCAAAACUGUAAUGUACAUUCUGUUUAACUUUUAAAGUUUGUUUAUACUUGAUUUGCACUUUUAUUCAUUACAUUUCAUUAGCUUAGUUUGCAUUCCUUAAACGUUAAUCUUUAAACAUUUAAAGUAGAAGAACAUUCCUGCACAAUACAGCAUGUUGACAAGAUAACUGCUAAUACCGAUCUGCUGCCUUCAAACCACAGUAACCUUUCACUAACAAGUGUGUAAGCCUGUGUCCCAGCACACAAGGCACCAUUCCUUCUCUCCUGGGCAUGUAGGCCAAAAGCAUCAGCACAUUUCUAAAUAUUUACUCUUGUGUGUCUGUUGAGUGACGGGGACACCUGCUACAUGGGGACCUGGCUCCUUCAGCAGGAUUUAAGCCUAUCACUGUCAUGGAUUGGUUUCAACCUGGGACACGUCUUGACAAGCUAAACACUGCUGACAUCCUCAAACACAGAAAAUAAUCAUCACCUUUCAGUUUUGCUAGCAGAUUUCUUCUUCUGUGUUUACACGACUCCAUACAUCGAUUUUUUUUUUCUUUCAUUUGAUAACUGUAAGUUGCCUGAAAAUGAAUGCAGAAUAAAAAGCGAUGACACGCCAAUUUAAA